AUGCCUGGCUGCCUGCCCACUCUCUCAGUGAAGCAGGCGAACACGCUGCGAGACCCCUCUCGGGUCCCUCGCCACCCUCGGUUCUACAGGGCGAACUACAAGCCCCAUGAUGCCGCGGGGCGAAGGAACCUGGCUGUUUCCUUCAGGGGACAGGCCCUGGAGCUGCCUGCUGAGAGGCUGGUUUGCUUAGGUCAGUUGCCUCUGAGGAGACUAGUGCUACCUCUUCAACUCCUCCUGCAGGUGGACAUCGAGCAGCUGGAUCCCCGUGGCCGGACUCCCUUGCACCUGGCUACCACACUGGGGCACCUGGAGUGUGCCCGUGUGCUCCUGGCACAUGGUGCUGAUGUGGGCAGGGAGAAUCGCAGUGGCUGGACAGUGCUUCAGGAGGCUGUGAGUACCCGGGACCUGGAGCUGGUGCAGUUGGUGCUGAGGUACCGGGACUACCAGCGGGUGGUGAAGCGGCUGGCAGGCAUCCCUGUGCUCCUGGAGAAGCUGCGCAAGGCCCAGGACUUCUAUGUGGAGAUGAAAUGGGAAUUCACUAGCUGGGUGCCCCUGGUGUCCAAGAUCUGCCCUAGUGACACCUACAAAGUGUGGAAGAGCGGGCAGAACUUGAGGGUAGACACUACGCUCCUGGGCUUUGACCACAUGACAUGGCAGCGAGGGAACCGCAGCUUCAUCUUCAGGGGCCAAGACACGAGCGCUGUGGUCAUGGAGAUUGACCACGAUCGCCGGGUGGUGUAUACAGAGACUCUGGCACUGGCUGGGCAGGACCGGGAGCUGCUGUUGGCUGCUGCCCAGCCUACGGAGGAGCAGGUGCUGAGCCGGCUCACUGCACCUGUUGUCACCACACAGCUUGACACCAAGAACAUCUCCUUUGAGAGGAAUAAGACUGGCAUUCUGGGCUGGCGCAGUGAGAAGACAGAGAUGGUGAACGGGUAUGAAGCAAAGGUAUAUGGGGCGUCCAAUGUGGAGCUCAUCACCCGGACCAGGACAGAGCAUCUUUCAGAACAGCACAAGGGCAAGGUCAAAGGCUGUAAGACACCUCUUCAGUCCUUCCUGGGAAUUGCUGAGCAGCAUGGGGGCCCCCACAAUGGGACCCUGAUCACUCAGACCCUGAGCCAAGCCAACCCCACUGCCAUCACCGCAGAAGAAUACUUCAACCCCAACUUUGAACUUGGCAACCGAGACAUGGGCCGCCCCAUGGAACUGACCACCAAGACACAGAAGUUCAAGGCCAAGCUGUGGCUGUGUGAGGAGCAUCCCCUGUCCCUGUGUGAGCAGGUGGCCCCCAUCAUCGACCUCAUGGCGGUCAGCAAUGCGCUCUUUGCCAAGCUCCGGGACUUCAUCACCCUGCGUUUGCCUCCAGGCUUCCCAGUCAAGAUUGAAAUCCCGAUCUUCCACAUCCUCAAUGCGCGCAUCACCUUUGGGAACCUCAAUGGCUGUGACGAGCCGGUGCCAUCGGUGCGAGGUAGCCCCAGCAGUGAGACUCCUUCCCCGGGCAGCGACUCCUCCAGCGUCAGCAGCUCCAGUUCUACGACCUCGUGCCGCGGCUGCGAGAUCUCCCCGGCCUUGUUCGAAGCCCCACGAGGCUACAGCGUACUGGGCGGCCAGCGGGAGGCGGCGACUCGCGACGAAGAUGACGACCUGCUACAGUUCGCCAUCCAGCAGAGCCUGCUUGAGGCAGGCAGUGAGUAUGACCAGGUCACCAUCUGGGAGGCACUAACCAACAGCAAACCGGGAACUCACCCCAUGUCCUACGAGGGCCGCCGACAGGACAGGUCAGUGCCCGUUAGGCCGAAGAGCAUUUGGAGACGCCCGUUCUCAUCCACUCCCCAACACACACGCACAGAGCACCCCAGUGCCCCGCCACACUGGGAGAAGCAAGAGGAACGGCGGCGGCGCGCGCGCCAGGAGGAGGAGGAACUGGAGCGCAUCCUGAGACUCUCGCUGACCGAGCAGUAGCGCCCCCUGCCGGGCCCCUCACCCACUCCACCCCUGCCGGAACCUGGGACCCGAGCGAGACAAACUGGCUGGUUCGCCUGCAGAGCUGCGGCUGGAGCCUGGAGUCGUCUCCUCCUCUCCUCGGGCCGUGUAGCAGUACACCAGACGCGAGGUGGAGGUGGAGAGGGCCUCGACAGGGGCGCAGGGUAACUUUGCAGGACAGAGCCCUGGAGGUGACUGGCACGGCCUGGUCCCCCUGCUUUGCUGUAUCCUGACUCCUAAUCUGCUCCUCUGGGCUCCCAUCUGUCCAAGGGCGAACUGGGUGGUUCUGAAGGGAAGACAGUUCUCAGAGGAGCAUUGUCCCCAUCCCUUGCUCCUUCUGGCCAGUCCUCCUUUCUGCUCACUGACCCCACUCCAGGACACUAUCCCUGAAGCCUUUGCAUCUCUGCUUUUCACCCCUGGGGGGCAGCUGAGUUCCCCACGUGCUGUGUCGCUGCUUUGUCCCAGACACAAACCAGCACUUCAAGGGCCCAGCCCCUCCCCACCCCAGCAUUUCAGCGUCAAGUGCACUUAGCGGGGUGCCCGGCUCCCCCAGCCCUUACACCCACCCUGGGUCUCAGGUUGGUCCGGGCUUCUCCUUGGGCAGCAGAAGUUGAAGUACCCAACCUCAAGGCACAGUUUUGUGAUCAGGGAGUGGGUCCAAGGUGGCCCCUGGCCGGGAAAGGCCUGACUCCCUCCUGGUGCCUUGGAGAAUGGGGGGGGGCAUAUUUGGCUGGGGGCAAGCACUAGACCCGACACAAAACCGGAUACAAAGGAUCACUUAGGGCCCUGGCACCACCCCCACCCCUUCCUACCAGCUGCUGCUAGCCCUCUGUGGUUGUGCAUCCCUUUUGCCCCAACUCAGGGGCUAAAACCCUUCAUCCAAUGGUGCUAACCCCCGGCUCUCCCCGAUCUGCCUCACCCACCCAGAGAAGCACAGGCCCCUCAAAGGGCAGGGGCCCCAGCCUACUGCACAUCCUUGUCCUGGGCCUCUCCGACUGGCCUUUAUAGCUCAGACAGUGAGGCUCAGAAGGGACACAAAAAGGGGACAGAAGAAAAGAGCAACAAAGGGAAACUGUUCCUCCCCCUUCUUUCCCUGAUGCCAGGGGCACCAGACUGAUUCUGAGGCACAAAUAAAGAGACUUCAAACUGGA
Fukomys damarensis (Damara mole-rat) is the source of this 3134-nucleotide messenger RNA. RefSeq names its product ankyrin repeat domain 13B (gene Ankrd13b). The transcript has 16 exons. Gene Ontology annotation, cellular component: cytoplasm. The coding region runs from base 1 to 1962 and encodes 653 amino acids. Gene Ontology annotation, molecular function: protein binding. The record is from RefSeq and is a predicted model, not a curated record. NCBI's taxonomy places the organism in Eukaryota, Metazoa, Chordata, Mammalia, Rodentia, Bathyergidae.